AUGUGUGACGCAUCCGACUAUGCGGUAGGAGCGGCGCUGGCUCAGCGCGAAGGUAAGGACCCUUAUAUAUUUGCUUAUGCUUUUAAGACUUUAGAUGGUGCUCACUUGCAAGCAAUAUCUGAGGUGGUUCCUUGGUAUGGACCUAUAGCUAAUUAUUUGGUUAGUCGUACCUUUCCUCCUAAUUUUACUAAGCACCAAAAGGACAAGCUUAAAAGCGAGUCCAAGUAUUACAUAUGGGAUGACCCAUAUUUGUGGAGAUGUGGUGCUGACCAAAUAAUAAGAAGGGAUGCUAUUGCUUUCUGUGAAUAUUGCCCCCCAUGUCAAAGAUUUGGGAAUAUAUCCAAGAUGGAUGAGAUGCUUCAACAUACUGAUGAUGCUAACGUUAUUGUCUCUUUUGUUCGAAAUAAUAUUACUUGUCGCUUUGGAUCCCCACAAGCAAUCGUGAGUGAUCAAGGCACUCAUUUUUGUAACAGGAGAAUGACAGUUCUAUUAAAGAAACAUGGCAUUAUUCACAAGGUGGUGACGGCUUACCAUCCCCAAAUCAAUGGGCAAGCCGAGGUGUCUAACAGAGAGAUAAAACGCAUAUUGGAGAAGAUUUUCAAACCUCAUAGAAGAGACUGGAGUACUAGACUUGCAAACGCGCUUUGGGCUUAUCGGACAGCUUACAAGACACCAAUUGGAAUGAGUCCAUUCCACCUAGUCUAUGGGAAGGCUUGUCACCUUUCGGUUAAGGUGGAACACAAAGCUUUCUGGGCGGUGAGAGAAUGCAGCCUAGGAUUGGGGGAAGCCGGGGCCGAAAGGAAGCUACAACUACAGGAAUUGGAGAACCUUCGGCUGGAAGCGUAUGAGAACUCAAGGCUCUACAAAGAAAUGGUGAAGGCUGUGCAUCACAAGAACAUCAAGAGAAGAGAGUUUAGAGCUGGAAAUUUAGUCCUCCUCUAUAACUCAAGGUUGAGACUCAUGCCAGGCAAGUUGAGAUCAAGGUGGAAAUGCCCCUAUAGAGUGGAAAAGGCUGAGCCAUAUGGAGUCUUCCACCUGAGUCACCCUUUAAACCCCACUUUCUUCAAGGUCAAUGGCCACCGCUUGAAGCUAUAUCAUGAUGAGAAGAAGAAGAACAACAAGGAUCUGGAGAUCUUCCUCUUGGCGGAUCCAGCAACAGAUGAAGACUGA
Arachis stenosperma is the source of this 1170-nucleotide messenger RNA. RefSeq lists its product as uncharacterized. Gene Ontology annotation, molecular function: nucleic acid binding. The record is from RefSeq and is a predicted model, not a curated record. Gene Ontology annotation, biological process: DNA integration. The transcript is spliced from 3 exons. NCBI's taxonomy places the organism in Eukaryota, Viridiplantae, Streptophyta, Magnoliopsida, Fabales, Fabaceae. Bases 1 to 1170 code for a protein of 389 amino acids.